AGACAGCGACAUAUGCAGCCUAGAUAUGCGACCUCCGCAGGCUGCAGGUGGCGAUAUUCACACACACGCAUCGAAUGAUAAACACAAGAAGAAGAAAUGAGUUGAAUUUUCGCGUAAACACAUAUCAGUGGACAGAUUACAGACAUAAAUGAAACUGUAAUGGGUGACAGAAAUCUACCAGCAUGGAUGAACAGUAAAUCCCAUCAGGACAAACACACAUCGGGAGUCUAUAAAAAGAAUGUUUUGGAAGACGAUCUUCCUUACCUGGACUUUCGUGGGACAGUCAUAUACAGCCAUGAAAAACACGACUGCUCAUUUUUGUCAGAAGAUUUGAGAUCAAGUGUGUCGUCUGAUUCAGUGGUGGGAUUUGAUCUGGAAUGGCCGCCCAGCUUUACUAAAGGAAAGUCAAAGAAAGUGGCUUUAGUUCAGCUGUGUGCAUCAGAAGAGAAAUGUUACCUGUUUCACAUCUCCUCAAUGUCAGGCUUUCCACCUGGCCUGAAGAUAUUUCUGGAAGAUGAGAGUAUUGUGAAGGUUGGCGUAGGAAUCGAGGGCGACAAGUGGAAGUUAUUAUCUGAUUAUGACAUCAGAUUGAAGAAUACGGUUGAGCUGUCUGAAUUUGCCAAUGAGGCUUUGAAGUGCAGUGAGAAGUGGAGUUUGGAUGGUUUAGUCAAACACAUGUUAAAGAAACAGCUGUUCAAAGACAAAGUGGUACGCUGCAGUAAAUGGGAUGAUUUGAGUUUGACAGAAGAGCAGAAGAAAUACGCCGCCACCGACGCUUACGCUGGAUUGCUCAUUUAUCAGAAACUAAAGGUUAUAAUGGAGUCUGAGAGAAGAGAGCCAUCAGGAUCUACAGCUGGUGAUUUAAAGCAGAGAGUUCAUCAGAUCGCUCGUGAUCUCAAGGACUUAGCUGAUGGUUUUCCUGAUGAACUGGGCCGCUCGGGCAGUGCUGUGAGAUUGGUAGACGACCUCUCUCGGACUCUUACGUCUCUAAGAUGGUGUGUGUUAAAGAGCAAAAGUACGGCUGAUUCCUCACCAGGAGCCGAGUCAUCUGUACAACACACAGAUGAUGACACCGCGUUAUCUAAGGACAAGAGUCAAUGCGCUGUCAAACACAGUGAUGAUCAAACACACUCUCUGAUGUCUGAAUAUGAGCUACAGAUGGUGGAGAUGCAGGCCAGACAGGAGCAGUUGGAUGAGGAGUGUAUCUUAGCUUUCCAGACUCAGGAGCAGUCAGGCCAGCAUAACUCUUAUGAUGCCGAGAGUGAUGAAGAUCUUGAUGAUGAAAUGAUGAAGUGUGCUGAUGAUGUGGAGAAAGCAAAUAAUGGAAAGAAACCAUCACAGUCUGCUGCUGAAGAUGAAGAUGAGGAUGUUGAAGAAGAUGAGGAAGACUUGUUUGAUUCAAGUAUCCCACAACCUGUUUCUGAGCAAAUUAAAUGUCUGAAAAUGUAUUUUGGGCAUCACAACUUUAAACCGGUUCAGUGGAAAGUGAUUCAGUCCAUUCUUGGAGACAGGAGGGAUAAUCUUGUUGUCAUGGCAACAGGUUAUGGGAAGAGUUUGUGUUUUCAGUUUCCUCCAGUAUACUGUCAGAACAUCAGUGUGGUGAUUUCUCCUCUCAUUGCUCUCAUGGAGGAUCAGGUGCUUCACUUACAAAUGUCAAACAUUCCUGCUUGUUUUCUUGGAUCUGCACAGACCAAGAAUCUGUUUGAAGACGUGAAGAGGGGUAACUUCAGAGUCGUGUACAUGACACCUGAGUUCUGCUCUGGAAACAUCCAGCUGCUCGCACAGCUCAACCAAACCAUCGGUUUAUCUCUGAUCGCUGUGGAUGAGGCUCAUUGUAUCUCUCAAUGGGGUCAUGACUUCAGAAGUGCUUAUCGUGACCUGGGCAAACUCAAGAAAAAUCUCCCUGAUGUUCCUAUUUUGGCCCUUACAGCCACUGCGAGUCCAUCUAUUCGCGAUGACAUCGUAAAGAGUCUUAAACUGAUCAAUCCCCUCAUGACCUGCACCUCAUUCGAUCGGCCCAACCUCUUUCUUGAUGUUAGUCGCAAAAGUAAUGACGUUAUCCAAGACCUCAAACAGUUUCUCAUCAAAAAGAAAGGAGGAGAUUUUGAGUUCGAAGGUUCUGCCAUUGUGUACUGUCCAUCUAAGAAAGAAGCGGAGCGUGUGACGGCAGCACUGUGUAAACUGGGCGUCCCGUGUGGAGUUUAUCACGCUGGUCUCAGUAUGAAACAGAGGAGAGAAACUCAACAUCAGUUCAUGAGAGAUGAGAUUCAGUGUGUGGUGGCCACCGUUGCUUUUGGGAUGGGCAUAAAUAAGUCUGAUAUCAGGAAGGUCAUCCAUUACGGUGCUCCUAAGGAGAUGGAGUCCUAUUAUCAGGAGAUCGGUAGGGCCGGUAGAGACGGACUGCCCAGCUCAUGUCACGUCUUAUGGACGCCUGCAGAUAUGGCACUGAACAGAUUCAUUCUCAAUCAGUCCAAAAGCGAACGCUUCAGAGAUUAUAAAAUCACAAUGAUGGCCAAAAUGGAGAAGUAUCUCAAUUCAACCAAGUGCAGACGAAAGUUGAUUUUGUCUCAUUUUGAAGACAAGCGUCUGAGGAAGGUGACGUCUGGGAUUCUGGGUAGUCAACAGUGUUGUGAUAACUGCAGGUCAGGUAUGAACACAGUGGAUGCCGGCGGACUUCAGCAGGACUUUGGCGUGUGUGCGUAUCAGCUGAUGAAGGCCAUAAGCAUCAUGGAGGAAAGGUUUGGCAUUACAGUGCCCAUCCUCUUUCUGCGGGGCUCAAGCUCUCAGCGGAUUCCCGAUCGCUAUUUUAGGCAUUCACUCUUCGGCAUUGGCAAGGAAUUCUCGGAGUGUUGGUGGAAAGCUCUCGGCCGAGAACUCGUAGCUGAACAAUAUCUGAUGGAAGCUACGGGUCACAACAAAUUUGCCACCUUAUGCAAACUCACACCCAAGGGCAGAUCAUGGCUGAAUGAUGCUGAAGAUGAGAAACACAGAAGACUUUUGCUGCAUCCUAACAGAGAUCUGUACAGUAGAGUGUCUGCACCGCGGAGAAUGACAGGACAUCCAGUACAGGUUGAGUCUAAUGAAUACAACAAACAGUCCGAUUACACACAGAGGUCAAAGGUCAGUGCUGGAGUAGACAGCCGUCACAUGAUGGAGAAAGUGGGCGUGUCCUGCAGAUCAGCAGUCAAGCAGUCCACACAAACUCCUGCUGUUAAACCUCAAACACCAACUGUGUCUCCUAAAGAAAUCCAGCUACAGUCAGAGUUGUACAGUAAACUGGUGUGUGAACGACAGAAGUUAGCCAAUCUUAAAGACAUCCCACCUGCUAUACUGGCCACCAAUAAGAUCUUACUGGACAUGGCCAAACUAAGACCGUGCACAGUUGGCAGCUUGAAACAGGUGGAUGGAGUUUCUGAAGCUAAAGCAGCCAUGUUAACACCUUUGAUUGACAUCAUCAGCAGUUUCUGUCAGAAACACAGAUUACAGGUGGAUGUUUCCAGCAGUUGUGCUUCAUCUGUCCAGACACAGUCCAUCAGUGAUCCUCUCAAGUGUUGUGUGUCUCUACCGGACAGUGUCUCCAUCACAUACAGACUCUAUCAGAUAGAGCACAAGAGCAUGAGGCAGGUGGCAGAUGUUCGCUCCGUGCCUAUGGCCGUGGUGGAGUCUCAUCUGUUACAGGCUCAGAAGAUGAAGUGUCCUAUAGACACAGAAAGAGCUGGACUCUCAUCAUCCAUCUAUAACACUAUCAGAAACAUCAUCACAUCUCCUCCGCUCAACUCAGACAUGAGUGAUUUUAAAGCCAUCAGGUGUCGUGUCCCUGAAGAUAUCAGCAACUUUCUGCUCAAACUGGCGGUUUGUAAACUUCAGAGAGAAGAUUUACCAGCAUCAUCAUCAUCUUCUGCACAUCAGGACAUCAGCUGGAUAGAGCCGCUGGAUAAAGGUGGACGUGCAGGUGAUCGUGUGAUUGAAGAGUCACAAUGCGACUCAAACAUCAUGGAUCAGAGUGAAGAUGAACUCUUUAUUGAUCUUCCCAUGCCACAGGAUGAUUCGUGCUCCAGCAGUGAUGUCCGGCUCAAGUCAUGUGACCUGACUCCUCACAACACCGGUAUGGAUUUGGCCUCCUGGAAUCAGGACAACCUGGAUAAAGACACUCAAGAUCUCUUCAGCGAUUCACCGGUUAAGACUGUAAGUCAACCCGUUAAGAGAAAACUACCAGACUGGACUGCAGGACCAAACACUUCUCUUAAUGUUGCUACUGCCAAGAAAACUAAAAAAAAGAAAGGACUUUUCAUUUGACCUCCAGCUGUGUAUCCAGCACAUUGUGUAUUUCAUUUCAUUUUGUAUUUUCUAUUCAGAAAUUUUGUACAGCAUUUCACAUAAAUGUUUCAUGUUUGUGAUAA
Molecule: messenger RNA, 4400 nt
Organism: Misgurnus anguillicaudatus (oriental weatherfish)
Lineage: Eukaryota; Metazoa; Chordata; Actinopteri; Cypriniformes; Cobitidae
Source: RefSeq, a predicted model, not a curated record